AACAGAACAGCCAAGUGAGCCGCGAUGGAAGCCGCAGAUGCCUCAAGGAGCAAUGCGGCCACCUCAGAAGCCAGGGAUGCCCGAAGCCCACAGGGCCCCACCGGCGGCCUGGAGAAUGGAGCCAAGGCUGAUGGCAAAGAUGCCAAGACCAUCAAUGGGCACGUUGGGGAGAUGGCCGAGGGCAAGAGCCCGGGCAGUGGCCUGAAGCCAGGUGAGGGGAAGAGCUCCCUGUUCUUGGGGAACGAGUGGCGGCGGCCCAUCAUCCACUUUGUCGAGUCCGUGGACGACAAGGGCUCCAACUACUUCAGCAUGGACUCUGGGGAAGGCAGGCGGUCACCCUAUGCCGGGCUCCAGCUGGGGGCGGCCAAGAAGUCGCCCGUCACCUUUGCAGAGAAGGGGGAGCUGCGCAAGUCCAUCUUCUCAGAGCCCCGGAAGCCUGCGGUGUCCAUCAUGGAGCCCGGGGAGGUUCGGAGGAACAGCUACCCCCGGGCUGACCCGGGCAGCCUCCUGCGCUCCAAGUCGGGCUCCGAGGAGGUCCUGUGUGACUCGUGCAUCGGCAACAAGCAGAAGGCGGUCAAGUCCUGCCUGGUGUGCCAGGCCUCCUUCUGCGAGCUGCACCUCAAGCCCCACCUGGAGGGCGCCGCCUUCCGCGACCACCAGCUGCUCGAGCCCAUCCGUGACUUCGAGGCCCGCAAAUGCCCCCUGCAUGGCAAGACCAUGGAGCUCUUCUGCCAGACGGACCAGACCUGCAUCUGCUACCUCUGCAUGUUCCAGGAGCACAAGAAUCACAGCACCGUGACGGUGGAAGAGGCCAAGGCAGAGAAGGAGACGGAGCUGUCACUGCAAAAGGAGCAGCUGCAGCUCAAGAUCAUUGAGAUUGAGGAUGAAGCUGAGAAGUGGCAGAAGGAGAAGGACCGCAUCACGAGCUUCACCAGCAGUGAGAAGGAUAUCCUGGAGCAGAACUUCCGGGACCUGGUGCGGGACCUGGAGAAGCAAAAGGACGAAGUCAAGGCUGCACUGGAGCAGCGGGAGCAGGAUGCUGUGGACCAGGUGCAGGUGAUUGUGGAUGCUCUGGACGAGAGGGCCAAGCUGCUGCGUGAGGACAAGCAGACCAGGGAGGAGCUGCACAGCAUCAGCGACUCAGUGCUGUUUCUGCAGGAAUUUGGUGCAUUGAUGAGUAAUUACUCCCUCCCCCCACCCCUGCCCACCUACCGUGUUCUGCUGGAGGGGGAGGGCCUGGGGCAGUCGCUCGGCAACUUCAAGGACGACCUGCUCAAUGUGUGCAUGCGCCAUGUUGAGAAGAUGUGCAAGGCAGACCUGAGCCGUAACUUCAUCGAGAGGAACCACAUGGAGAAUGGGAGUGACCAUCGCUACAUGAACAACUACACUAACAGCUACACGAGCGAGUGGAGUGCUCCAGACACCAUGAAGAGAUACUCCAUGUACCUCACGCCCAAGGGUGGGGCCAGGACAUCGUACCAGCCAGGAUCCCCCAGCCGCCUCUCCAAGGAGACCAACCAGAAGAACUUCAACAAUCUCUAUGGCACCAAAGGUAACUACACCUCCAGGGUCUGGGAAUACUCCUCCUCCCUUCAGAGCACCGAUGAGCUGCCCACGGUCCAAGGCAGCUCCUCCUUCUCCCUGAAAGGCUAUCCCUCCCUCAUGCGGAGCCAGAGCCCCAAGGCCCAGCCCCAGACUUGGAAGUCUAGCAAGCAGACUUUGCUGUCUCACCACCGGCCGUUCUACGUCAACAAGGGCAGCGGGAUCGGGUCCAGCGAGGCCCCCUGAGCUCACGCGGGCGGAACGAGGCACCGCCAGCCCUGCCCCCCAGCUGAUCCUGCUGCUCUUGCUACUGUUCCCAUCUGGUGGGAGGGAGCCCGGCCCUGCGCUGCCACCCCCAGCCCUCUGCGGCCCUCUCGGGCUGGCCUGGCCUCCCCCUCCUCCCCAACUAGCCACGCUCCAUCCAGGGCCCUCUCCUGCUUUGUGACUUCUGACAGUCACCAUCUUUCCUGUGCUCAGAGGCCAACCACAGCAGGGGUGGGAGAUAGGUGGGCUCCUAUCCCCUAACCCAAUACCCCCCUCCUCUUGGGUGGGAUCAUUGGGGCUCGCAGUGGGAGCCCACGUGGUACCAGCCUGUCUCUCCUGCCCACGCCCCUGCUGUCUUCAGGCCUGUUGGCCAAUUCUCUCCAAGGCCCCUUGCCCCAUGAUGCGGCCAGGAGGUGCCUGGCUAAGACAGCUGCCCAUCUGCCGUCUGCGUGGGCCCCCUUCUCCUUCCCAGCAGCCUGGCCCCGUCAGGAGAAGACUAUCCUAUGUGCCCUCCUCUGGUCCUACCUACCAAUGCCCGGCCUGGCAGAGCCUGCAGCCCUGGGCCACCACACAGGGAAACCUCUCUGCAUCUUGGCAUCAUCCAUCCCAGACUUGGUCUCCCCGCAUCCACUUCGAGUCUGCAGUCCCUGAGGAUGCGCUCUCAUGGCUGGCAGGGUGAUCUUAGCCAGAAAUUCUUCUCUUCUGCCUGCUGAGAUAAGCAAUUCCUUGACAUAACAUGAUGCACCCAUGAAAAUAGCUACUGGCCCAGUCCCUUGAGGGGAAUACUAUUACCUGUAGAAUUUCAUCAGUUUUGUCAUUCUGUGUCCUCCCUGGCAAUGGGAAGUGAGCAGGCCGGUGAAAGUGUGGCUGGGCUGGUAACUGCUGGUACUAUUUACAAGAGUGCCUUAAACACUGCCCCCCACCCUCAUCCACUUUCCCCAUCAGAGCCUUCCUCUUCGCUCUGACUACUCCCCAUGUCACAUGUUGCCACGGGGCCUGGGGCCUGGAGAGGAGACCAGACCAGGAGCAGCGAGGUGGGCUCAUACUUCCUCUCACUAGCCCUCGAGGGCCUAU
Diceros bicornis minor is the source of this 2880-nucleotide messenger RNA. RefSeq names its product tripartite motif containing 29 (gene TRIM29). Lineage: Eukaryota; Metazoa; Chordata; Mammalia; Perissodactyla; Rhinocerotidae. The record is from RefSeq and is a predicted model, not a curated record. The coding region runs from base 25 to 1788 and encodes 587 amino acids. The transcript is spliced from 9 exons. Gene Ontology annotation, molecular function: zinc ion binding.